CUCUCUCUCUCAUAUAAUUUUCUCACAAAAAAUAUUCUUUUUUUGACUUUCUUUAGUUUCCUUGUAAACACUAGUCAUACAAAUUCCUCUCGUGAAAUGUCAACCGGUGGCACCACCACCACGACGACCAGCACCACCAAUUCCGCCACUGUUAUCCCCGUAGCCACCGCACCCACCACCCACCACCGUCGCCGUAUCACCGACUCCAUGACGGACCCCGAAAAAUCAUCAAAUCACAGUACACAACAUAUAGCCUCAUCAGAUUAUAAUGUUUUCUCCGAUAAUAAUGAUAAUAACACUGAAAUUAUCAACACCAAUAUUCUUCAUUAUCACCAUCACCAUCAUCAUCAUCCGUUAAUAAAAUAUUUUUUGGUACGUAAAAAAGUACCAGAAAAUAUUGUAUUUAGAGUAGAAGAAUGGGUUUUAAACGUUGGUACAAUUAUGCAAUCUUUGAGAUCAAGGAAGAAUAUGGGCCGUACAGUUUUUGGUUUGCUGCUUUUUUUUAUGGUGGCAUCUGUAUUUUUCAAGUUUUCUUUUAUGAUGAUGAGUGGCAAUGUAGAAGAUAUAAAUGGGAAUUUAAUGAGAAGAGAGAAUGGUAUUUUUGUUUUACAUAAUUUCAAGAAUGAUAUUUUGGCUAAUGCUCAAAAGGUAGUUUCUGAAACGGAUUCUUCUUCUUCUGCUGCUGCUGGGGAUUUUGUGAGAAAACGUCAGAUGAAAGAAAUACCUGUACCAGAAAUAUGGAUGAAGCCAAACAGUGAUAAUCAUUACCAAUGCAUUUCUCGUCCAAGGAAUCGCAUAAGAACUGGCUCAUCGACGAAUGGCUAUAUCUUAGUUCAUGCGAAUGGAGGAUUAAACCAAAUGAGAACAGGGAUAUGUGAUAUGGUGGCUAUUGCAAAAAUAAUGAAUGCUACUCUGGUUCUUCCUUCUCUUGAUCACGAAUCCUUUUGGACAGAUACUAGUGAUUUUAAAGAUAUUUUUGACUGGAGACACUUCAUUGAAGUUUUAAAGGAUGAUAUUGAGAUUGUUGAGUCUUUGCCACCAAAAUAUGCAGCUGUGAAACCCCUUCACAAGGCACCUGUGUCCUGGUCAAAGGCUAGUUACUAUAGAGGAGAGAUACUUCAUUUACUAAAGAAGCAUAAGGUAAUUCAAUUUACCCACACAGAUUCAAGACUUGCUAACAAUGGCCUAGCAUCGUCUAUUCAAAGGCUUCGCUGUAGAGCAAAUUAUCAGGCUCUGCGUUACACGAAUGAGAUAGAGGACUUUGGAAAGAAGUUGGUGGAUAGACUUAGAGAUAAUGGUGAACCAUAUAUUGCUCUCCAUUUAAGAUAUGAAAAAGACAUGCUAGCCUUUACUGGCUGCAGCAACAAUUUGACAGCUGAAGAGGCUGAAGAACUUCGUAAAAUGAGGUACGAAGUGAAACAUUGGAAAGAGAAAGAGAUAAACAGCAAGGAAAAGCGACUGCAAGGGGGCUGCCCUAUGUCCCCGAGGGAGGCUGCCUUAUUUCUUAAGGCGAUGGGCUAUCCCUCCACGACCAGAAUAUACAUUGUUGCAGGGGAAAUUUAUGGCAACAACAGUAUGGAUGAAUUUCGUUCACACUAUCCGAAUGUGUUCUCUCACUCAACCCUCGCAACAAAAGAAGAACUCGAGGCUUUCAAGAACUAUCAAAACCGUCUUGCUGCUGUAGACUAUAUGGUAGCCCUCGAAAGUGAUGUUUUUGUUUACACAUAUGAUGGCAAUAUGGCGAAGGCUGUGCAAGGUCAUAGAAAGUUUGAAGGAUUUCGAAAGACCAUUAGUCCCGACAGAUUCAACUUUGUAAGAUUAAUCGACUUGUUGGAUAAGGGUGCGAUCUCUUGGGAAGAGUUUGCUUCACAAGUUAAGGUCUUACAAUCCAAUAGAUUAGGAGCUCCUUACCUCAGACAAGCUGGUGAAUCACCAAGAUUAGAGGAGAACUUUUAUGCAAAUCCUUUACCAGGUUGUUUAUGUAAUAGAUCUGAAGAGGAAGCCAGUAAACAGCAACUCAACAAGAGACCAAGUUUAAGGGUUGCUUCACAAAGAUAGGGAUUUGUAUGUUCAUAAUUUGGUAGAUUAGUCCAAUAUCAGUACCAUAAUUCUACAAAUUGGCCUAUAAGGGGCUGCCAGAUGUCGGGUUUUUACUUGCCCUUCACGCUGCGCGGCGAGCAGAAACAAAGAGAGAUUAUUGUAGCAAGCAAGCAGGGCUUGGAAGCAGAGAUGGUUUGGUUUAUAAGAUGGACAAAAAGAAAGCAUAUACAGAGAUAUACUCAAAUUAUUCUUUAGGUGUGGAGUAUAGAAUUUUAAUUCAUUUAUUAUUUUUAUUUUGUUCCAGUUGGUUUUGUAAUUAGUUUACACAUUAGGUUCAACACGGAUUCAUAUGUAUACCGAUUCAUGAAAAUGAUAUACAGGUCUUUGUACACAGUUGCACAAUUAACUCUU
Molecule: messenger RNA, 2451 nt
Organism: Nicotiana tabacum (common tobacco)
Lineage: Eukaryota; Viridiplantae; Streptophyta; Magnoliopsida; Solanales; Solanaceae
Product: O-fucosyltransferase 19
Cellular component (GO): cytoplasm
Source: RefSeq, a predicted model, not a curated record